Messenger RNA from Phacochoerus africanus (Common warthog), 928 nucleotides. It is a transcript of the gene GET1, whose product is annotated as guided entry of tail-anchored proteins factor 1. Bases 80 to 586 code for a protein of 168 amino acids. The transcript is spliced from 5 exons. The record is from RefSeq and is a predicted model, not a curated record. NCBI's taxonomy places the organism in Eukaryota, Metazoa, Chordata, Mammalia, Artiodactyla, Suidae. Gene Ontology annotation, biological process: tail-anchored membrane protein insertion into ER membrane.
CUCACUGCGCAGGCGCGGCGGUCAGCGUGGUCCCCAUGGAGCCGCAGUAGCGGGGUUGGCGCCACCGCGAGCUGCGGACAUGAACGCGGCGGAGGCCGACCGCUGGGCGUGGCUGCUGGUGCUCAGCUUCGUGUUUGGGUGCAAUGUACUCAGGAUCCUCCUCCCGUCCUUCUCCUCCUUCAUGUCCCGGGUGCUGCAGAAGGAUGCAGAGCAGGAGUCCCAGAUGCGCGCAGAGAUCCAGGAUAUGAAGCAGGAGCUCUCCACCGUCAACAUGAUGGACGAGUUCGCCAGAUACGCCAGGCUGGAGCGGAAGAUCAACAAGAUGACGGAUAAGCUCAAAACUCACGUGAAAGCACGGACAGCGCAGCUGGCCAAGAUAAAGUGGGUGAUAAGUGUGGCUUUCUACAUUUUGCAAGCGGCGCUGAUGGUCUCGCUCAUCUGGAAGUAUUACUCUGUGCCGGUGGCGGUGGUGCCCAGGAAGUGGAUAACGCCGCUCGACCGCCUGGUGGCAUUUCCGACUAGAGUAGCAGUCAGAGCGAGACAUCCUGGAUGUCUGUCGAAGGAGUGCUGCUUAAAAAUGACAUAGAACCCGGCAGUCUCGAAUCUAGGCAGUUACUGUGAAGAAUGAGGUGGGUAAGCGAACUGGCGGCAAGAGAGAUGGCAGAACACUGGUCAGCGGAGAAGCCUGAAGAUGCCCUUCCCGCUCCCGCUCCCUCCCAGGCCCGCAGGAAGCCCGGCGCAGCCCUGGCCGCAGAGGACAGGCCUGUCGCAGGUACAGACCCUCGCAGGACCUCUGAACCCGCUCAGCAAGGCUGUCAUUUGCAAAUCUGGGGGCCUGUCCCAGGGAGGGAGGGGACAACGUUGGGUGUACAGAGUUGGAAAAUGAUCUCAGCGUGAAUACAUCCUGAAAUAAAAUUAUUCACUUACA